UCGACGUCAUGGUCAAGACUUGAAGAGCUCGACCCGUUGAUGUUCACGGACUUCCAGUGGUUGCCUGUUCCGUCGACCGGACGAUUGUCGAAACCGCAUUGCAACGUGCUUAUGGCACAAUUGCGGGAUUACUUGCACACUGCAGUACCAGCUCCGUUGAUGGAGGCCGGAGCAGAGGUUGUCGACCUUCACGCUUACAUCGCGAAGAUCGAUCGCGAGUUCAAGACGCAACGGUACGACGACAUCGACGCACCAUUGCUCUACGUACGCAUUCAGAUCGGAGAGGCGACCUGCAGUGCCUUGAUCGAUUGCGGAGCAUCUCGCAACUACAUCAGCCAGAACUUCAUGGUGCGCGCCCGCCUUGGCCUAUGCGUCCGGAGGAAGUCCCAGCCUACGCAAGUCACGUUGGCAGACGGUCACACGCACAAGUCAAUCGGCCGGUGCAUUGACAACGUCCCAGUGUACUUUGCCCCUCACGCAAGUGAGGCGGUGUCCUUUGACAUUCUGGACACCAAAUUUGAUAUGAUCUUAGGCAUGUCAUGGCUGCGAAGCGAGGAUCACCCGGUGAACUUCUUCCACCGCACCGUUCACAUUCCCACUUUCCAAGCGGCUAUGACAACGGAGUUCCGACACAUGCUGGAUCGGUUUGUACUCAUCUACCUUGACGACAUCUUGGUGUAUAGUCGGAGUUUGGACGAGCAUGUGGAACACCUGUGCACCGUUUUGGAGCGGCUACGACAAGCCAAGUACAAAGCAAACCGCGACAAGUGCGAGUUCGCACAGCAGGAGCUGGAGUACUUGGGACACUAUGUGACGCCGCAAGGCAUCCGUCCGCUUGCGGACAAGAUCGAGGUCCUACGAGUAUGGCCUGAGCCCACCAACACCACGGACGUUCGUUCAUUCAUCGGGUUGGCGGGCUACUAUCAGCGAUUCAUCACUGGAUACUCCAGGAUUGCUGCACCUAUGACGAGGUUAAAGUCGCCAAAGGUGCCAUUCGUAUUCGAUGACGACGCACGCCGGUCAUUCCAAGCACUUAAGACGGCUAUGCUCAUGACACCCGUCGUUAGCAUCUAUGACCCCACCCUGCCGACGCGAGUGACUACAGACGCUUCCGGCUAUGGCAUUGGGGCAAUCUUGGAACAGCACGACAGCGACGACUGGCACCCUGUGGAGUAUUUCAACCACAAAGUGCCUCCCAUCAACUCGCUUGAUGAUGCAAGGAAGAAGGAGCUGCUCGCAUUCGUGAUGGCUCUCAAGCGCUGGCGGCACUUCCUCCUUGGGCGUCGUAGGUUCACAUGGGUCACAGACAACAAUCCAUUGACCUACUAUAAGACGCAGGACACGGUGAGCAGCACGAUCGGGCGAUGGAUGUACUUCAUCAACCAAUUUGACUUCACACCGAAACAUGUCCCCGGCCUCUCGAAUCGCGUCGCAGAUGCACUCUCGCGAAGACCUGAUCUUUGCGCCAUGGCACAUCAUGCCUUCGCAUUCGACGAGGAGCUUCAACGACACUUCAUCCGGGCAUAUCAGCCUAAUCCGGACUUCGGCAUGCUCUAUGCACAGCUAUCUUCGGAUCACCCGCCGGCCAGCCAUUACCGCAUURCCGACGGGUACUUGCUCCUCCACUCGAGAGGCAAGGACUUACUAUGUGUCUCACGCGACCGUCGUCUUCGGACUCGCCUCCUCGACGAGUAUCAUGAUUCACGACUCGCCGGCCAUUUCGGAGUCAACCGCACUAUUGCACGGCUUCGACAGCGAUUCCGAUGGCCCGACCUCAUGACCGAUGUCACUCCGUAUUGCGACUCUUGCAAAAUUUGUCGACGCAGCAAGCCCCGCAACCUCAAUCCCUACGGCGAGUUACACCUGAUGCCUAUCCCACGGGAACCCGGUCUCUCCAUUGCCAUGGACGUCACCGGUCCGUUUCCUCGCGACCGGCUCGGGCACGACGGCAUCCUCACGGUUGUGGACCGAUUGAGUAAGUACGCGCGUUUUCUCCCUUGCAAGUACAACUCCACGGCUCCUGAGCUGGCAUGCUUCCUGCACACUGGUUGGAUUUGUGGCCACGGUGUACCAGAAGACAUUGUCAGCGACCAUGACACUCGUUUCAUGUCGGCGUCUAKGACUGCUCUCAUGCAGGAGUCCGGCACAACAAUGAAACCAAGUUUGUUUCGGCAUCCUCAGACAGACGGGCAGACAGAGCGGGCACAUCAAACCGCUCAAAUGAUGCUUCGUACGCUCAUCCGUCCGGACCAGAAAGAUUGGGUUGACCGCCUCCCCGACAUCGAGUUCCCCUACAACACUUCGGUGCAUCCGGCGAUCGACGUGACUCCAUUCGAGUUGCACCACGGUGGAAGGAAAGGUCGGAUCUUCGUCAAACUUCUCCUCCCUCGACCAGCCGACAUUGAUGCUGCCUGCUCUUCCGCUUCCGUCCGGAAGCGUCGCGUACCAUGUCCCAUCCGCGCCGGCGAUCUGGUUUGGGUCUCCGCGGAAGAGUUUGCACUUAAACAAGAUGUUUCACGCAAACUGCUUCCCAAGUGGUUUGGACCUUGGUCUGUGACAGCAGCCGCGGGCGAUGAGCCCGAUGGCCCUUCAUUUGUGAUCAACAUUCCAGAGCAUCURACGGUCCAUCCGGUCUUCCACGCCUCGAAGCUGGCAACAUACACGCCAGCCAAGAGCGACGACUUUCUGGACCGACGAUCGCAGGACCCUCCUUCUAUGGAUGGCCAUCAGGAAUUUGACCGCGUCAUCUCUGAUCGCAAGUACGGCAGCAAGCCGCCGCAGUACAAAGUCACAUUCAAAGCAUGCGAUGGCGACGACACUCGGUGGAUUUCAGGCGCAGAUUUGAAAGCAUCCGCACUGCUGAUCUACACGCAUUAUGAAAAGCGGAGGUUAGCUCAGGAAGCUUCACGACCAGCCCCUCCCACCCGGACUGUGGUCCCUCCCUCAGACAGACAACUUCGCCCUCGCAGGUAAGCUCGGUUUUUCAAGGAGGGGGGGGGGUGGCAUACUGCGUAGCCACAUGGGCCCUGCAAGGCCCGUCCCGGACAUUCAGCCUAAAAGCCUA
This is a messenger RNA of Chara braunii, 3064 nucleotides long. Lineage: Eukaryota; Viridiplantae; Streptophyta; Charophyceae; Charales; Characeae. The record is from the annotation of a GenBank genome assembly.